UACUUUGGCUCAUAACAUUUUAUAAAAAACUUCUACCGCUCCCAGAUUGAGAAACUAGACACAAGAGCAGCAAAAAUGAGGAAAUCGUUUAGAAGCGCAAGACAAGUUAAAAGUACCACCAGAAACUAAAUAGAUGUUGUAAAUUUGUUUGAAAACGGCACUUCGGUUGAUAAUAAGUUAUUAUUUUUCCCAGCGCUGGUAUGGCGAGCAGACCCAAACGCCAAAGUCAUUCCAUUGAAGACUUGUUGCAGCUGAGGCCGGCCAAAAAUUCGCAACGGCCGGCUGGAUCAUCUAGAAGGCUUAUUCUAUCUUUGAAUGAAUCUCAGGGUAGAAAGGUGCAAACGCAUUCGCACGGGAACGUCGCGGAAACAUCUUCGGAGUCACCAGCUGCGACCAGAAGCGAAGAUUCCAUAACGUCGAGACCCUCUUAUUCGAGGGCCAUGAAUAGCGUUGUCGACGAACGUAGGCCUGGAGGCAGCGUACGGGCUGAAAGCAGAUCGACUCGUCCGUUUGGAUAUUCCCAUCUGAAGAAGAGAAAAACAGACAAUACGAUCGGUAUGGCCGCGGUGGCGAAAAGUUUUACAAAGCUUGAAACGCUGGACGAUAAACGCAGGAAAAAGUCGGACGAGACUGCGGCGAAACCUUUGCUCCUGCCGCAGAAGAAGCGGGUUCUGCCCGCAUCUUCCGCCAGCAGUCCCGCAAAGAAAAGUCAAAAACUGUCGCCUAUGGUCAACGUGGCGGAGACGGAGGCGGCAGACGACGAAACUCUAAUUAGAGAGACCGAAGCGGCUCUAAAAAAUUUAGGUAGCUGGCCGGGACCAAGGGGUUCUUACAAUUCUCAGAACGAAGAAUCUCCGGCGUUCGAAAAUCUAUUCGACGAGAAGAAAGCCAGCGUGAAAAUGUCGCCUUCAUCGGCUUCCAAUAGCAGUACCGACAACGCGUGUUCGCUAAAAGACGUAAUAACACUUAGAGAAGAGGAAAAGUCUGACAAUACCAAAUGCAAGAGCGUUAGAGUGAAACAAGAAAUUACCGACGAUGACGGAGACAGGAGGAAAAACGAAUAUCAUCCGCCCGAUUUCAACGAGCUCGUAGACGAUUCUUCGAACGAAUUGGAAAUCGAUAUGUCGGAAGCGGCGUCCGAGAAAAACGAAUUUAGUGAUAAAUCGGACCAUUCUGGUGAAAAACACAAGAGGAAACAAGACGAGCGUCAGUCGAAAUAUACGGAAUCGAGCUUUUCUACAUUUUCUAGGUCAAUUAACCCUUCGACUUCGCCGUUCUCCUCGACGUCGGCGUUUCGACCGCCUCAGCCCAGUAAAAACUUGACAAAUCUGGGACCAUAUCCGGCAGAAGCAACCUUUGUCGGCUAUCCAUCGAUGGAUCAAACGGGGCCAGUCGAUGAUAAGCCUAAAAAUAUCUUAAAACCCAUCGAAACAGCCACUGAAGCCCCGUCAGCUAAAUCACCAGAUGCGGCUAAUAAACAAUACACGAUUCUUCAGCCCGCCAAUAUCCGAUCGAGAGCCGCUAAUGUCCUGCAAGAGGUAGCGAGGGAAGGGGUUCCAACUGUUGCGGCCGUGGAAAGUUCGUCUGUUGAGUCUUCGAAGUCCGGCACUCCUACCGGAUCACUUUCACCGAAUAGUAUAGGCAGAGAGGGCAGCAAGUGUCCAACGCCAGGAUGUGCGGGUCAAGGACACGUGACGGGAUUAUAUUCGCACCACAGAAGUAUUUCUGGAUGUCCACGUAAAGAUAAAGUAACACCGGAAAUUCUAGCUAUGCAUGAAACUAUCCUCAAAUGUCCGACGCCGGGUUGCAACGGCAGGGGACACGUAAGCUCGAACAGAAACUCGCACAGAAGUUUGUCAGGUUGUCCAGUGGCGGCAGCUAAUAAGCAAGCAGCCAGGGAGCAAAAAUACCACACUAGUUUUCAUCAUAGACUAAAACCAAACCCGCUGUUUGGUACGUGCCAAAGUGACUUUUCGAACUCGACAUCUUCCUACGAGGGCAAAAGGACGCCCACAGACGACGUGAAGUCCAAUUACAUAGUCCCAUCGUACUCCAACGUACCGACUACCAAUGCCGACGAAAAAUCCGCUUAUGACCAAUACUACAGCGGUAAAACUAACCCAAUCAAACCGGAUGCGAUGAAGGUACCUAAACCAGAAGUCGCAACCAGCUGCAGUAUGUCCGGUUCGAACGAAUUACUAGUACCGAAAACCGAACUCACAACCAGCUCUUGUCGAUCACCUCCGUCUGGGAUCCGAUCAGCUUACGAGCCAUAUUUAAACCAAGAUUCAAAUUCGUCAUCGCUGUCUAGCAUGGAGACUAUGAAUUCCAGGAGCUCCCAUCAGAUGCAUCAUUUAAGCCCACAUCCCAGCUCGCAGCCUUAUAACAUGGAUCCGCAGAUGCCUCACAGAUCACCCUAUCACCAUUCCCCACUGUCAGAGGAAAUAUAUCACAGGGAAAGAGUAUACGCAGAAAUGACGGAGCCCGUAACGACAAUAGCAAGACCGAUAGUGACUUAUUCUAACGAUAUAGUGAACAGAUCAUACGAAACUUCGUUGGUCAACUCGGCGAGCCAUCGACCAUACGACCCGGGCACCGGUGGUAACAGUUUCGAACGAUACGAUUCGAGUCAGUGUGUAUCGCUCCAGCAACCUUUAGGACCUCCUCGAGUUCCUCCACAGGGUAUUUACGGUUACAUGGACGAAUCUCAAGAGCACAGGUACCAACAAGAAGUAGCUGCUGCCCAGCAACACCAAAUUGCGGCGGCAAACGCGCAGGGUCUUUUGAAGCAGGAAGAACAGGAACCAUCGGCACCAUUGUAUCCAAGGCCGAUGUAUCAAUACGACGCGUCCAGUGGCGGGCCCGGUCCCCUUCCGGUGGGGUUUUCGGCGAUCAACCUAUCAGUUAAAUGCGUGACGACGGCCCAAGCAGCCCAAAUGAAAGGCUCGGGUCCCCAUACCUCCCCCGGGGGCACAGUGAUCGAUCUUUCGACGUCUAGCGUUACCACCACCAGCCCACAGGUUGCCUACAGUUCGCCUCAUUACGGAGGCCAAAGGGUGGGCGGGAGCCCUCAAGCCGCGGCCAGUCCCCAUCUCUCAGCCAGCCCUCAAGUGCCCAGCCCACAGGGUCAAACUUUGGACCUGAGCGUCAGUCGUCUAUCCCACAGCGGAGUGAGACCUGUUGCUGCGUUCACCACCUCGGGUCCUCCUCCUGGAGUAUUGGCACCUGCUCCGGGUUCCGGAUACAGUAGGGAAUCGACUCCAGAUAGCGGCGGUUCCCACUACAUGGACGCCUACAGUCGGGAUCCGGCAGGGUAUGGAUCCAUGAGUCCCCAUCCAGGUUACGGGAUGACCACCGUCGCGUCGGACUAUGCGACGAACCCAUACACGGCACCAUAUCCCGCUCCAGCCGGAUACCCCUGCUCGACCGGAGGAUAUCCCGGAGCCGUCACCACAGGAGGUGGAUAUCCUGUGCCCCCAGGGGGUUAUUCGCCCGGGGCUUGUUACUCGAUGCCGCCGCCGCAGCAUUCGCUACCCCAGCACGACAAAUCGCCCAAGGACAGUUUGUCGGGAUGUCCCAGAUCAGACCGGGCGCAAAUUCAGGCACACUCUCAAGAACUCAAGUGCCCCACUCCAGGGUGCGACGGUUCGGGACAUGUAACGGGAAACUACUCAUCUCACCGAAGCUUGUCCGGAUGCCCGAGAGCUAAUAAACCCAAAAGCAAACCCCGAGACGGACAGGAUUCAGAACCACUCAGUGCAUCGGGCUGUCCAAUAGCUAACAGAAACAAGAUGCGUGUACUUGAGAGUGGCGGUACAGUGGAACAACACAAAGCGGCGGUGGCGGCCGCUACGGCCAUGAAAUUCGAGGGAGUUAACUGUCCCACACCCGGAUGCGACGGAACUGGACACAUCAACGGUUCUUUUUUAACGCAUCGAUCCCUUAGCGGUUGUCCCGUAGCGGGCCAGACUGUCAAGAAGAGCAAAUAUCCAGAAGAUAUGCCGUUUUAUGCUAAGGGAUAUACGGGGAUGGAACAAAAUCCAAACGGCGGCGAAGAUUUAAUGACUUUGGAGGCGGAAAUCUCGGAACUGCAGCGGGAAAAUGCGCGAGUCGAAUCUCAGAUGCUCAAAUUGAAGUCUGACAUUAACGCGAUGGAAAAUCACCUAACACACGGCGAAAAGGAAACGCAAGCGCUCACCCAAAGGAGCAACAAUUUGAACGAAUACUACGAAAGUCUAAGGAACAACGUCAUCACUUUGCUGGAACACGUGCGGCUACCAGGUGGCGCUGCGCCACCCGAAAAAAUCGGUCAGGAAAAUUUCGAUUCGUACCUAACCAAACUACAAACUCUGUGCACACCGGAAGGGUAUUGUAGUGACGAAAACAGGCCGUUGUACGAAACGGUAAAAUGCGCGUUACAAGACUUUACCGUGUUACCCACACCUAUUUAAUGUGCGUGGCCCUUCAAACCAAAACAUUCCUAGGAAGACGUCCCUUUAGAUUUUAAAAGCGUUGGGACAUGUGAUAACCGAUAUAUAAAAGUCUAUGCCCAGCAUAACACACACAGUAUUAUUGGUCAGGACAUGUUGAAUCAUUCGAAUUAUAUACAGGGUGAUACAAGAAUGUGGUGAGCACAAUAUGUCCCUUAUUUAUCACAAUUUAAAAAAAAUCAAUUAAUGCAACAUAACAACAAAAGAUAGGAAAUAUUUUUAAAAACUUGUUUCUCUAUGAUAUUCUACUAUCUUUCGAUAUGCUACUUACCUUGAUAUAGUCAAACACAUUAGUCAUAGGACAGUAUAGAAAAACAUAUUUUCUGUUUUUCGUAUUAACUCAGCAAAGUCGCAUUAAAAUUCAAAAAUAUUCGCGGUGUCAUAUAAGUAUGUCUUGCAGGAACCUUAAUGUGUGUAAAUCUUAUUCUUUUAUGAUACACCAGGUAUAAUUAUGUUUAAUAUAUAUUGAACAUAUAUUACUUUUCCGCACCACUGCACUACCCUGUAUAAUUAACAAACUUCAAUGGCUUUCAUUUACAUUUCGGAAAUUCAAAAUUCGGUACACAAAUGUUGAGAACGUAUUUUUCAAUGAAAACUGAGCUACAAUUACACUAUUUUUUACAGUUUAUUAAUUUUUGUUAACCUAAUAAAAAUUAAUGAAGGAGCUGUCGCAGCAAAUAAAAAAAAACUACAAACAUACACACACAUUGUAAACAUUUUCGAAUUUUUUAAAAUAAUUUAUAUCGAAAAUAAUAUUUUUAACUGAAAAUAACAAUUUUGCACUGAAGUUUUAAAUAAGACUGGACAAUUUACAAUGACGCUUUUACGCAAAAUAAAGUUCAAUCUGGCCCUCCGUGAAUCAGGUUAACACAUGUCUUGCACUUACAUUUUCUUCGUAUAUAAUUAAGGGCUAAAUGUUACCCAUAAGAAAACAUUUGUACGUAAUGUUAAAUUGUGAUCUCUGUAUAUAGUAGAGGUAAAAUAUUGUAUAGUAAAACCGCCUCAAUAAAUAUUAAUUGUAAAUAGAAACGAAACUGUAAAUAACCCUUUAGGUUGUACUUACUGUAUAAAACCUUAUUUAGCUGUUCGUUUCGUUACCUUCCUUAUUGUUAUUAUUUAUUAGCUGUAUAAAUUGUAAAAUUUUUUGAUUAAUUAUAGUUUAUAUUUUAAUAAUACGGCUUUAACCGCAUGGCUCUACGACUUUACGACAAACGUUUGAUGAAUACAAUGACGUUGUCGUUACUUUAGCGAGGGAAAGUUGUGAGGAAUCUACAAUUACUAGAAACCGCUGUAAUGUUACGAAUUUUGUUUUUUGUUACGUUUACGUUAAAAGUUAAACAUUUUUUUCACGACGUGCUAGGGCAUUUUUUUAGAUAAUCUGUGAUUAUGUAUACCUAGAGUAGGUAGUCUUAUUAUCAUUAUUAGAGUUGUUUACGAAAAUUAGAUGAUUCAGAAAUGUGCAAGGUAUUUAAAAUAAUAUACUCACAUGGUGUUCAAAUGGCAAAAAUAUGUUUCUGUUAACUUUUACGAUUGUUUCAACGCGUUUUAUCGUUUUCCCCUUCGACAGGAAAUGUUUUUACCCGUGCUAUUUAAUCUUACUGUUGUGUCUGUAAAUAAAACAAAAUGUACGCGGACUCUCAAUUCCUAAAGUAAUUAUUUGUUCACCAAAUAUAUAUGUUAAAUACAUGUGUUGUUAUUAUGAAUAAAGUAACUCA
This is a messenger RNA of Cylas formicarius (sweet potato weevil), 6205 nucleotides long. RefSeq names its product myelin transcription factor 1. Bases 201 to 4451 code for a protein of 1416 amino acids. Gene Ontology annotation, molecular function: DNA-binding transcription factor activity, RNA polymerase II-specific; zinc ion binding; RNA polymerase II cis-regulatory region sequence-specific DNA binding. NCBI's taxonomy places the organism in Eukaryota, Metazoa, Arthropoda, Insecta, Coleoptera, Brentidae. Gene Ontology annotation, biological process: regulation of transcription by RNA polymerase II. Gene Ontology annotation, cellular component: nucleus. The transcript is spliced from 19 exons. The record is from RefSeq and is a predicted model, not a curated record.